This is a messenger RNA of Malurus melanocephalus (red-backed fairy wren), 1329 nucleotides long. RefSeq names its product tachykinin receptor 3 (gene TACR3). The transcript has 5 exons. Gene Ontology annotation, biological process: G protein-coupled receptor signaling pathway; positive regulation of flagellated sperm motility. Lineage: Eukaryota; Metazoa; Chordata; Aves; Passeriformes; Maluridae. The record is from RefSeq and is a predicted model, not a curated record. Gene Ontology annotation, cellular component: plasma membrane; sperm midpiece. Bases 1 to 1329 code for a protein of 442 amino acids. Gene Ontology annotation, molecular function: tachykinin receptor activity.
AUGACUUCAGUCCCCASAGCAAACUGGAACAUGAACAUGAGCAGCAUGUGGAAUAUGAGCCUUGCUGAAGCAGGCAAUCCCUGGGGACAGGCACUGGGAGCACCAGCUGGAAAUGCUUCUCCCCCUGUAGCAUCCCCARCAGGCAACUUCUCCAAUCAGUUUGUACAACCUUCUUGGCGCAUUGCCCUGUGGUCUCUGGCUUAUGGUGGUGUGGUGGCAGUGGCUGUUUUUGGAAAUCUUAUUGUCAUCUGGAUUAUCCUGGCUCACAAGCGCAUGAGGACAGUGACAAAUUACUUCCUGGUGAACCUGGCCUUCUCUGAUGCCUCCAUGGCUGCUUUCAAUACUCUCAUCAACUUCAUCUAUGCGCUGCACAGUGAGUGGUACUUUGGAGAGGCUUACUGCCGCUUCCACAACUUCUUCCCAAUCACAGCUGUCUUUGCCAGCAUCUACUCCAUGACAGCAAUCGCUGUGGACAGAUAUAUGGCCAUCAUUGAUCCCUUGAAACCCAGGCUCUCUGCAACUGCUACCAAGGUGGUCAUUGGGAGCAUAUGGAUUUUGGCUUUCCUGUUGGCCUUUCCCCAGUGCCUAUACUCCAUAACCAAGGUGAUGCCUGGGAGAACUCUUUGCUAUGUAGCAUGGCCAGGUGGCCCAAAACAGCAUUUUACGUAUCAUGUCAUUGUGAUUGUCCUGGUCUACUGCUUUCCACUGCUUGUCAUGGGCAUCACUUAYUCCAUGGUGGGAGUUACCCUCUGGGGAGGAGAAAUACCAGGUGACACAUCCAACAAAUACCAYGAGCAGCUCAAAGCUAAGAGAAAGGUGGUAAAAAUGAUGAUUGUGGUUGUGCUGACAUUUGCCAUCUGCUGGCUGCCCUACCACAUUUACUUUAUAGUUACUGGGAUCUAUCAACAAUUAAAUCGGUGGAAAUACAUUCAGCAAAUCUACUUAGCCAGCUUUUGGCUUGCCAUGAGCUCUACCAUGUACAAUCCCAUUAUCUACUGCUGCCUUAAUAAGAGGUUCCGAGCUGGCUUCAAGCGAGCUUUCCGCUGGUGCCCCUUCAUUGAGGUGUCCAGCUAUGACGAGCUGGAGCUAAAGGCAGCAAGGUUUCACCCCACACGGCAAAGCAGCCUCUAUGCUGUGUCCAGGAUGGACUCCAGCAUGACUGUGGUGCUUGAUACCAAUGAUGGAGACAGCAUGCAUGCCAGCCACAAGAAAAGGGCAGCUCCAAGGGACCUGAACUUCAAUGGUUGCUCACAGAGAAAUCCCAAGACUGUCUCCACGGCCUCAAGUCUCAUCAGCUCACUGCACACAUCAGCAGAUGUUUACUCCUAA